CAUUUCCGGCGUUCGGUCGAGAGGCCAAGUCACGGGCAAUGGCGUCUCUCCGUCGCGAGGCCUUCGAAUUGCGCUGCCCGCCGCCUCGCUUGGCCUCAACACCCUCGCCACGACCGGAUUGAUGAGCCGCGGCGGCCCACCCACCGGCGCCGGACUCCUCCCGGUGCUCGGCAACGUCGCCAGUGGAGACGGCAAAUUCGUUUCCUCCUCGCUCUCGCUCUCCACACUGCCCACCUACCUCUACGCCGCCCCGCACAGCCUCUCCUCCUCCUCCUCCUCGCCCUUCUCCUCUUCCUCUUCCUCAUCCUCCUCCUCCUCAUCAUCCUCCACCACCACCACCGCCGCCGGGGCCGCCAACAUCAUCACCAGCAAGUCGUCGGGCUUGCCGACGUCGACGUGUCUCAACCUGACGCCCAGCGCCAUCAACAGCAUCGCCGGCGGUUUGUGCAAGUCGUUGGUCGCCUCGUUGGCGUGCCAACGAGGCGCCGUCGAUCUACUGCCGCCCGGAGCUUUGCAUCCAGCGGCUCAUGGCCAGUCGAGACCUCGGGCGGUUGGCAACUGCGUCUCGGAGACAGGCGAAAGUUUGACGGACUCGGUGGAGGAGGCGGUCUCCGAGGUGUGGGCUCGUGGAAAGCCCUUCUCGACGGUCGGGCGGCUAAAGUCGGCGUCUCUGAGUGACGACAAAAAAGAGUCGGCCGGCGAUGUCGUGAAGGACUUCGAGGCGUCUCUCGACCUGCCGCCUCUGUCGUCGGCCGGACUGCUUGCCCUCUCCACCACGCCCACAUCACGACGCGUCCAUCCCAACCGAAGAUUUGUCUGCAAUCAAUGCCGUAGUCAGUUUGUUUCAUUGGCCGAGUUGAAUCGGCACACGUUGGAACGACACAACUUUUUUCGAUGCACCAUCUGCUCGGCCCACUUUACACAACGCUCCAACCUCCAGCGGCACUCGCUAAAGCACAUCGGCUUCAAACCAUUCAUCUGCAACCUCUGCCACAAAGAGUACUACCGAAAAGACCAUUUGGUGCGUCACAUCGAGGUGACCCACCCGUCGGCCGACCCAAAACUCAACAUCACUGUACGUCUCACCUCGUCGGAAUGUCUCGACUAUUUGGACAAGAUACGCGCCAACGGUGGCCAGACAACGGCGCCGCAAACAGAGAUCCGACAGCCGAUUGAGCGUAGUUGCCGGGUGCACGGAUUUCAAGCAGAUCCUGUCUCUCUUCUAAAGACCGGCCUCGAGGACGACGACGAGGAAGACGACGACAACGACAACGAAAACGAAAACGACAACGACAAUGACAACGACAACGACAAUGAGGAGGAGGAGGAGGACGAGCAUGAGGCCUACAGAGACGAGACGUUUGUCGGACUAGACCAAAUGGAGACGAUACCGGCAAACGGUCUACACGAGGCGGAGUCGAGUUGUCGACCGGUUGGAGCAAAAACAUCGCUGCCAAAUCAGAAUGCCCUUCACGAAGAAACUGUCCACGAGGUCUUUGACGAGAACGAGAAAAGAGAACCACGAUCAGGCGACAUUGGCGACGCAGAUGGUGAUGAUGGUAAUCAUGCUGCUGCCGUUACUAAAAAAGAAGAAGAAGAAGAAGAAGAAGAA
Protopolystoma xenopodis is the source of this 1612-nucleotide messenger RNA. Lineage: Eukaryota; Metazoa; Platyhelminthes; Monogenea; Polystomatidea; Polystomatidae. The record is from the annotation of a GenBank genome assembly.